Molecule: messenger RNA, 1488 nt
Organism: Penaeus indicus
Lineage: Eukaryota; Metazoa; Arthropoda; Malacostraca; Decapoda; Penaeidae
Product: keratin, type I cytoskeletal 9-like
Exons: 2
Coding region: 1-1488 (495 amino acids)
Source: RefSeq, a predicted model, not a curated record
AUGGCCCAGGGAGGAGUAUCAGGUAUGGCCGAAGGAGGAAUAUUAGGCAGGAUUUCGGUAUCAGGCACGACCUAUGGAGGAGUAUCAGGCAUGGUCCAAGGAGGAGUAUCACGUAGGAUUUCGGUAUCAGGCACGACCUAUGGAGGAGUAUCAGGCAUGGUCCAAGGAGGAGUAUCACGUAGGAUUUCGGUAUCAGGCACGACCUAUGGAGGAGUAUCAGGCAUGGUCCAAGGAGGAGUAUCACGUAGGAUUUCGGUAUCAGGCACGACCUAUGGAGGAGUAUCAGGCAUGGUCCAAGGAGGAGUAUCACGUAGGAUUUCGGUAUCAGGCACGACCUAUGGAGGAGUAUCAGGCAUGGUCCAAGGAGGAGUAUCACGUAGGAUUUCGGUAUCAGGCACGACCUAUGGAGGAGUAUCAGGCAUGGUCCAAGGAGGAGUAUCACGUAGGAUUUCGGUAUCAGGCACGACCUAUGGAGGAGUAUCAGGCAUGGUCCAAGGAGGAGUAUCACGUAGGAUUUCGGUAUCAGGCACGACCUAUGGAGGAGUAUCAGGCAUGGUCCAAGGAGGAGUAUCACGUAGGAUUUCGGUAUCAGGCACGCCCUAUGGAGGAGUAUCAGGCAUGGUCCAAGGAGGAGUAUCACGUAGGAUUUCGGUAUCAGGCACGACCUAUGGAGGAGUAUCAGGCAUGGUCCAAGGAGGAGUAUCACGUAGGAUUUCGGUAUCAGGCACGACCUAUGGAGGAGUAUCAGGCAUGGUCCAAGGAGGAGUAUCACGUAGGAUUUCGGUAUCAGGCACGACCUAUGGAGGAGUAUCAGGCAUGGUCCAAGGAGGAGUAUCACGUAGGAUUUCGGUAUCAGGCACGACCUAUGGAGGAGUAUCAGGCAUGGUCCAAGGAGGAGUAUCACGUAGGAUUUCGGUAUCAGGCACGACCUAUGGAGGAGUAUCAGGCAUGGUCCAAGGAGGAGUAUCACGUAGGAUUUCGGUAUCAGGCACGACCUAUGGAGGAGUAUCAGGCAUGGUCCAAGGAGGAGUAUCACGUAGGAUUUCGGUAUCAGGCACGACCUAUGGAGGAGUAUCAGGCAUGGUCCAAGGAGAAGUAUCAGGCAUGGUCCAAGGAGGAGUAUCACGUAGGAUUUCGGUAUCAGGCACGACCUAUGGAGGAGUAUCAGGCAUGGUCCAGGGAGGAGUAUCAGGUAUGGCCGAAGGAGGAGUAUCAGGCAUGGUUCAAGGAGGAGUAUCACGUAGGAUUUCGGUAUCAGGCACGCCCUAUGGAGGAGUAUCAGGCAUGGUCCAAGGAGGAGUAUCAGGCAUGGUCCAAGGAGGAGUAUCAGGCAUGGUCCAAGGAGGAGUAUCACGUAGGAUUUCGGUAUCAGGCACGACCUAUGGAGGAGUAUCAGGCAUGGUCCAAGGAGGAGUAUCACGGCUGACACUCCACGUUAAACUGUUACCCUGUGCUUUAAUUCCUUUUCAGGGCGAUCGUGUUAUUUGA